Molecule: messenger RNA, 3837 nt
Organism: Gadus chalcogrammus (walleye pollock)
Lineage: Eukaryota; Metazoa; Chordata; Actinopteri; Gadiformes; Gadidae
Gene: eva1bb
Product: eva-1 homolog Bb (C. elegans)
Exons: 4
Coding region: 412-948 (178 amino acids)
Source: RefSeq, a predicted model, not a curated record
UGUGAGUGGGACUCAUCCUUUGUUUGUGCAUCUAUUUAGUGGACUUGAAAGGGCCACGUGCCAACACCCAGAGGAGAGCUUAGAGCAGUCUCUCCACACAGCUCCACUGAGGUCCAGUGCUGACCAGAAGGUGGUGGAGACUCAGAGACACCAGACCUAGAGGAGGAGAAACAGCUCAUGUACCCUCCUCUUCCACCGCAGUGAUGAGGUCUUCCUCACUGGGGUGAUUGACAGCUGAUUAUUGGACUUGCGGCUGGUUUCGGUGGAUCAGUGAAGCUCUUGACAAGUAGCUGUGGAGAACUCUACUGUUGCUGGGCAGUGAUUUCCGGUUGGACCCCAGGAGCCAAGGGCUGCACGCCGUGAGCAGCUGCUUCCUGGAGACGUGAUUGGGGUCUCCCGGGCAGGAAGAGCAUGGAGCCCAUCAAGAGAGACAUGGAGCUGCUGAGCAACAGCAUGGCCACCUACGCCCACAUCCAGGCCAACCCCGAGAGCUUCGCCCUGUACUUCAUGAUGGGCGUGUGCUUCGGCCUGCUCAUGGCGCUCUGCCUCCUGGUGACGGGCAUUGCCUGCCGCCCACGGCGCCCGGCCAAGGCGCCAACCUCCCCCGAGAGGCGGCGUCUCAAGGAGUCCAGCGAGGAGGACGGCGACGAGGACGACGACGAAGACGACGACGAAGACAGCAUGGCAGACGACCGGACCCGCGAGCUGGUGGAGGUGGACGGUGGUUGCGAGAUGCUCAAAGUGACAGUGGCGCCGGCGAGCGAGCACGGCAGCAGCCGCUCCAACGGGACGCUGAGGAGCGUCAACGUGUUCGCCUCGGCCGAGGAGCUGGAGAAGGCGCGCCGUCUGGAGGAGCGGGAACGCAUCGUCCGCGAGAUCUGGAGGAACGGCCAGCCGGACAUACUGGCCACGGGCACUGGCACCAUCGGACGGGUGCACUACCACUAGCGGGGGAGGCUAGGCCCAAAACCCGGCCUGGACCGCUGCCUUAAGGGGCCUACACACCGCCCAGACUCAAACCAACGGCCAACUGCCUUUAUCCGACCACUCCAUAGCCUCUCGUCUGACCCGUUCGGCAGAAAAGUUGCAUUGAAACAUACCGCAGUAGCGUGUUUGUUUGUUCGCAUUUGCGCCUGAUGCAAUAAGUCUCCUUUACAUCGGGGGGCGCUAGUCUCGUGGCAAUAGUCCGCCCCUCCCACACGCCGCGCUGAUUCGCUAGCAAUCAGAGGCUCUGAUUCUCAGACCUCAACGCUCCCAGACUUUGCAAGUUUAAUCAGGCAAGACACCGUCCGUGCAGUUCAAAAAGCUUCCAUCACAGCUGAACACACCGAACAGAUUUGUUCCCGAACUCGUCCGAGUCACCCCAAACGUUUCAGAUUGCCAACGGUUGGGCCAGUUUGUUCAAUGCUUUAAUGACUAUUAAGCUACUAUGGUUUCACUAUAGAGGACCCUGACCUGUCGGGCGCUUUGUCGCACCAUCUUGGACGAACUCACGUCUUCUUCUGUUCGUUUUUUGUUAUUGAUGCAUACAUGUGAAUAACUUGUGAUUUUUACACAACCACUCGUGCGAUUAAAGUUUUGUAUUUCACAAAAAACGAAUGCCUUUACAAGUACAAGAUACAAGCUACAUGUCUUGAUUCUAACGAGCCAUACCACUCACACUGUAGGAGUCUUAUCUCAGUAGUAAAUACUUUCCUAAGUACCCCCCCACCACGUUAUCAUCGCCUUCCAGACAGUCACUUCCUGUGUUUUCUUUCCCACAAUUCCCAGCAGUCUCGUCCUAUUUUAGCUCUCGCCCGGCGCUCUCUCUCCCUGUCUCGGCUAACUGAAGAGCAGUUUGUUUCGCGCCCAUGAAAGAGACCGUUUGUCCGCACAAGAGCAGAUACCUCGACCGGCGUAAACUGUAGGUGCAACCACCCAAUGCUGCCAGCAAGUUCCGUGAGUGGAAAACUGAGGUUCCGAAUAGGUAUCCCCACCAUGUGAGACAUUUUUUUCCCCCAGUCCUACUGGGCCGGGACGCAUGAAGCGGUUGGUUGUUGGCGCUCCCGGGCUAGGCGGGUAACCUGUCACGUGUGGUAGCGCGUGGCCCAGGGCCGGUUGAAUCAGCGCGUGUUUUGGGUGCCAGAGAAAACAAAUCAGGGGACUGUUGACCCAGACGGUGACUAACGGGUCUCUCCUGAUUGGCGGUAUGUGCACCUGUGGGCGGUAACAACUAUUCCAUAUUGGCCACCUAACCCUAACAUUUAGAGAUGGAUAUAUAUGCACAAAAAGAUCGAUAACAAAGAUAGAGUUGGAAAGACAGACGCAUAUAUAAAAGAUUGUCUGAACACAAAUAGUCAAAUAAAAGAUUUAUUGAAAAGGACAAAUAAUUCAAAGAUUAGGAAACGGUAAAAAAAAAAAAAUACAUUUCAGCUUCCAAUUUGAAACAAAACCGAUUCCAUAUAUAUGUGUUGCGUCAGUCCAGUCUAACAGGCUGCACGGACAGGCGCGUCGGACAACAUGUUCUGCUACUCUGCUGCAGUCUCCCGUCGUUAUAUCUUCUCACAGCCGAGCAUCGCUUCUUUCCCUCUUCCCAGGCCAUAAAUAACAAAAAAAGGGCACGAUUUAACUGAACAGCAGCGUCGGUAUGUUGCCAAAACUGAAGCGCAAACGUAUAUCUAAGUAAUUAUCAUCGCUUCGUAAAAAAAAACAAAUAUUUUUGAUCCUAUCAUAAAAUGUGAACACAAAGGCCAGCUGCACCACCCUUAAGCAGUAACCGACACCUCUACAGCAAACCAAAUGGCACGGUCACUAAUCGUCUCCGAAUUUAAAAGCAGGGUAGCAUAUCCACAAUCAAUGAGAACACGUCAAAAUACAGAUAAAAACACCCACGGGUGACGAGCGAAAUGACAGAGUGGCAGCGCGUGGAGGGAGAUUGAACUGAAGACCCGAGAAAACAACGGCGGGCGCGAAUGGUGACUUUCUUUAUGGAUAUCGUGGAUAUCGAAUUCUGUAUGUGUAUUUAUAAUUGGUCCCGUGGAAUAAACGCAAUUAAUUAACGUAAUGAUUCAACAUUCCAUGCAGUAUACAGUUGAAUUCAUUAACCUAAAUUAAAGUAAAAGUAAAACCCUUUGAUCUUUCGCUGUUUGCCCGACCCCGUUCAGUUGGAGCGGUACAGAGGGUUAACAGCUAGCAGUACGGACUCCCUAUUAAGGUCAACUCCAUGUUAAUCUAAGGCACAAAUGCAAUUUGCUACUCAUGCGUUUCUCAGAAGACCUGUCCGUCUGUCUGUCUCGCCCACAUUAACGGCCUCGCAAGGCGACCGACCAAAACGGGCCUCGAUAUCACAUAAGACCCAGUGCUCGCUGACCAUUUUAGGUCAAUUAACUCCAAUCUCUCCUUUUCCCGCUCCCAUCUUCCCUCCUAUUACAAAAUUGCCGAUACAUUUAUAACCAACUUUAAACCUUAAGAGAAAGAUGAGAGGACUCGAAGUGCAACAAAAAAAAAAAACGACAAAUCAAAAUCCCCAAACGAAUCUGUGAUCAUAAACAGCGCUCUGAGAGUGAGGAGGAGGUGACGCAGAGGAGGAGGAAGAGGAGGAGGAGACCCCCAGACAGCCUGGAGGUGGUGAAGACGCACUACUUGGGCGCGGCGGGCUCGGCCUUGCUCUCCUUGUGCUCCAGCUCCAUGGUGUCGUCAGCCAGCUCCCCCUCUUCCCCGCCCUGGAACAUGUCGUGGGUCCACUUGGGGCUGGCCCCGCCCUUGCGGUAGACGAAGCGGCCCCGGCGGGUGGGGAAGGGGCCCCCCCGCCCGCGGCCCCUGGUGUCCACCCAGCCCUUCUCGCCGUCGCGGUCGUCG